AUGCAUGAGCUGCUCCUGUUCGCCUCGGUUCCGGUCCACCAGCAUGCUGAGCUCCUCCAGCAGCUGGCCGGCCUCACGGGCAUGCAGCCACGCCACUGCUUCGAGCGUCGUCUGAUCUUCAAGGCCUACCGCAAGCCCGGCCAACCCAAUGCCCGCGUCGGCGCCAGUCAAGAUCUGCAAAAGGGCGACCUGCAGCGUGUGAACAAGAUGCUGAAUGGUGGCAUGUUCUACACGCAGCUGGUCGGGUCUGUCCAAUCGGCGCAUUUUGGCGCAGCAGCAGCAGAUGCUGUAGCCGGAGGAGCUCCUGCAGCUCCUCCGGCGGACCCCGAUACCAACAUGGAUGGCAUGGACGAGGCCAACCCGCCCCUCCCGCGAAAGUCAUACGACUUUGACCAGCAGCGCUGGAGCCUCGAGUUCAGAGAUAUCCCUGAAGCAGGCACGCGGUCCGGGGUCACGGCCCGGGUGAUGGCGACCGCCGCCCUUCCGGCUGUCGACGUCGUUCAACUGAUGAAUGCGUGGGGCUAUAGUUUUGUGACCGAGUAUAUCGUCGAGGGCGACAUGUUCGUCCAGAAUGACACGGCCAUCUACCUCCAUCGCGUGCUACACUACCCGACAACGGGUGACCAGGAAAUCCGAAGUCCCCGUCGUCAGCUUCCGAAUCUUGAUCAGAUGGCUCCGCUUGAGAAGACCGGGAGCUAUGUUCUGCAGGCUUCGAUCACCGUCCAGGAUAGUACUAAUCAGGACGCGAUGAAGACUGCGUCGCAGCACCUAUUUGCGCUGCGGGAACAGCUUCGGUCAGCCGUGAAGCUGGAACCGGCUGAUCGUCUGGCUUUGGAUACGAGGGUGAAAUGA
Molecule: messenger RNA, 852 nt
Organism: Penicillium argentinense
Lineage: Eukaryota; Fungi; Ascomycota; Eurotiomycetes; Eurotiales; Aspergillaceae
Product: mediator of RNA polymerase II transcription subunit 18
Exons: 2
Coding region: 1-852 (283 amino acids)
Biological process (GO): termination of RNA polymerase II transcription; regulation of transcription by RNA polymerase II
Cellular component (GO): mediator complex; core mediator complex
Molecular function (GO): transcription coregulator activity
Source: RefSeq, a predicted model, not a curated record